This is a messenger RNA of Armigeres subalbatus, 1200 nucleotides long. Its product is annotated as zinc finger MYM-type protein 5-like. The record is from RefSeq and is a predicted model, not a curated record. The transcript is spliced from 6 exons. The coding region runs from base 1 to 1200 and encodes 399 amino acids. Lineage: Eukaryota; Metazoa; Arthropoda; Insecta; Diptera; Culicidae.
AUGGACGGAAAUAAAAAACGAGAUCAUUGGCGCAAGGAGAAGCAGAGGAAUGCGCUUCGUAAUGUCGCCAAGCAAAACCCAUCUAUGGCCCUCUCGAUGAGGAAAUUUUUGACGACGACUCCGGUGGCAUCUGGCAGCGCAGCAGACCUGAGCGAUAGUACUGGUAUCCCUCCCGAUGCGUUAGCUGCCGUUGCCGAGACAAACGAUCGAGCUGAAAAUACUGUUGCAGAAGCAAACGAACAUCUUGCAGACCUGAGCGAUAGUACUGGUAUCCCUCCCGAUGCGUUAGUUGAGGUUGCCGAGACAAACGAUCGAGCUGAAAAUACUGUUGCAGAAGCAAACGAACGAGUUGAAAAUUCCGUUGCCGAGACUAACGAUCGAGCUGAAAAUUCCGUUGCAGAAGCAAACGAACGAGUUGAAAAUUUCGUUACCGAGGCAAACGAUCGAAAUUUCUUUGCCAGAUCCGAAACCAGCAACCACGAUAAUAUCCCUGGAGAUGUCGUAAACUCUGCUGCAUCUGAAGAUGUCGAUGGUUUAAUGCAGUCUGAGAUUACUGCAAUGGAUUGCAAUACUUCCGAUGAGGACAUUGUUGAAUGUAGUGCAGCGAGCGGAUUGGUCAUUUCCACGCCACAGGAAAGACAUAAAAGGAAACUUGGGGAUGCAGUUGCAGGAGCCAAAAGGCCGAAAGGCAGUUCCAACAGCGAGGAAAAUGACAUUAUUGAGAAGCAUCCAAGUAUCGCACGCUCUGAGGAUACGAGUACGGACAUGCCUGCUUUGAUGGUGGGACAAGAGUUUACGCGAGAUGAAUCGACAACUUCAAAUGUUAAUGAUCCUAGUACUGCGGUUCCAAAAGAUCGGUAUGAAUUUAGGAUACUGGUUGAAAAGGGUCCCUAUCAACCCUUGCAACCAUCGUAUCCAUCAUCAACGAAGAGCAAAAGAUCCUUUCGGGCAGAAUGGUUCAAACAACAUAUAUGGCUGGAGUACAGUACGAGCAAAGAUGCGUGCUUCUGCUUCUACUGCAGAUUUUUCGGAAAAGAGAAUUCAGCUAAAGUUGGUCAUUCGGAUCCUGCGUUUACCGAAAGGGGAUUCAACAACUGGAAAAAGGCAACGGAAUCCUUUUCCAAACAUAAUCGGAGUGAUUUCCACAAUGGGAGCAUGCGAGCCUGGGAUAUGACGCAAAAGGUGUUGUCGAAGAACUAG